Erigeron canadensis is the source of this 706-nucleotide messenger RNA. RefSeq lists its product as uncharacterized. The transcript has 6 exons. The record is from RefSeq and is a predicted model, not a curated record. NCBI's taxonomy places the organism in Eukaryota, Viridiplantae, Streptophyta, Magnoliopsida, Asterales, Asteraceae. The coding region runs from base 203 to 484 and encodes 93 amino acids.
CAUUUCAAACAAUUGAAUUUAACAAAACAAAAAAGUCAAAUACCUUGUUUCCCAAGAAAAACGGGCCCAAAGAGAACCCAAACCCGCAUCAUCACCUAUAUCAAACUAACUAACUGAUCGCCCCUUCCUUCUUUCUCUCUCUCUCACACACACAAACAUCAUCACCUUCAAUUAACAAAUUAGGGCAUCUGAAAUCUCAGAAAUGGCGGGAGGGAAUUUCGUGCAGAGAGUUAUAUCUUACGUUGUUAAUGAAGUCCUCGUUGAUGGCCUUGCCAACAGGAACAAUAUUUUGAAGGCUCAUGCUCCUGAAUUACAGUUUUCGUUCUACGAUAACAGAGUUUCUUUGGUCCCCCGGACAUUUCAAAAGUUUGCUGUCAGGACUUCAAAGUCAUUGGAAGAUAUAUCAAAAACAGCUGCAAAAAAGCGGCAACAAAUUGCUGAGCAGGUGAAGGAAAUGUCCCGUGACUUUCAGUCCAGGGACUGAUGGCUGAUUGCUGAUUAAAUUCUAGAGUCAUUUCGAUCGCUCCAGUAUGACAUUUGUAUUGUAUAUUAGGAAAUCAAGAUAUGUCACCUUUGAAGUUGAGGUGUUUUAGUUGUUUCAUCUGAGCGAGACUUGAGAUUGUUGCUAGUUCAAGUGAUAUGGCUUUGUUUGCUUUUGUUUUGAUGUUAUCAAAGAUGUGACAUUAUGUCACCAUGUUAAAACUCA